AUGCACAAUAAAUAUCACAAACAAUGUCCCAAUAAAUUUACGUCCGUAUCGGUGCUCACCAUCGGAUCAACAGAUACACAAUUUAAAUGGGAUACCGAUUGUGAAAAUUCAUUCAAUUGGGUUAAAACAUACCUAACAAACAAACCAGUCUUAUCUAUAUAUGACUCAAAUAAAGAGUGCAUACUCUAUACAGAUGCCAGCAAAAUAGGUACCGGAGCCGUGCUUAAGCAGAUGCAAAGUGACAGUAAACUACACCCUAUAGGCUACUUCUCUCGUAAGUUAUUAAACUAUCAGAAAAAUUAUAAUGUCUCAGAGCUUGAGUGUUUAGCACUAGUUCAGGCGCUUGACUACUGGCAUCAUUAUCUCUACGGCAAUCAAGUGAUUGUAUACUCAGACCAUAACCCAUUAAAGUGGUUAAACUCAAUUAAAAAACCGACAACACGUUUGUUCAAUUGGGCUCUCAGGAUAGGACAGUAUAAUCCUGAUGUCAGGUAUAUUACUGGUAAAACUAAUAUCGGUGCAGACCUAUUGAGUAGAAACCCUGUACUCGAAGGUCCGGCACAGCAACCGUUUGAUAUCAUAUCCAUUGAUACAGUCGGUGGUCUGGCCGGGUAUAACUCAAAGAAACAGUAUAUUCAUGUAGCUAUUGAUAACUUCAGUCGCUUCCUAUGGACUACCGCUUCCAGUACUCAAAGUGCUAAGGAUUUUAUACAAUUAAUCAAAAAUGUUUGUCAAACACAUAAACCAAAACUAAUUCUGGCCGACAGUGGCAAUCAUUUGAGUCAAUUGAGUCACUUUAAUGGCUGUACAAGUCUUCACACACUUGUCCUCCACAGCAACUCUAUGACCACAAUACCACUGUUCAAGUGUUGCCAACACCUACAGGUGCUCGACAUUAGCAACAAUUGUUUUGAUGAAAAACUAAUAACAGGCAAUAAUUUGGAUAUUUUAUUCAAUAACUGUUCGUCAUUGAAACACUUGGAUAUGAUUGCUUCGGGAGGUUUUAACGCCCGAAAUGUGAUUAAUAGAUCACAAUAUCUAACAGUUCCGGUCAACGAACGUCUCAUCCAUUUGGUAGACAUGACAAGUGCUGUCAGUCACUGUCAGAUAGCUAUUAGCAAUUCAUUCAUCAAUUCUGCGGUCUGUGUGGAGGUGUUGUCUGAGUCAGAGCUGGUAUUAUGUCUAAUAAAUGGCACAAAAUAUGCGCCAAUUAUUAAAUCAAAUUUCAGUUCAAUACUCGAACAAGAAUUAGGUUGUAUUGAAACUAAAAACCAUUACUUAAAGAACAGCAUAUUAUCGAUGUUUAAGCUUUUAAGUGAUAGAAAGUGUGAAAACUUGAAUAACGUUAACAUCAUAUUAGCCCAUCUGAAGCUCAACACAGAUGGUGGUCCCGUAACAGUCAAAGUGGCCACUUGUGGUCAAUGGAUAAGUUUGCGUCAGGUGCCGCUUAAUCAAAAUUGUAAUAAUAAUAAUUGUAAUCAUCUUAAUAAUAGCAAUCAUAGCAACAGUAGCUGUAAUAAUAACAGCAAUAAUAAUAAUUCAAGUAAUAAUAGUAAUAAUAGCCGUUCGCCUAAAAUUAUAAACCUGUGCUCAAAGCCGUCAACAAUAGAUCAUAAUCACAAGCCUUUACUCAGAAGGAACUGUAGUAUAAUGAGACAACAGGAGAACGGAUUCAUUGGUGAUCCCAUUUGUCACGAAUUGACUCUAUCGGCAACCGAUAAUCGGGAUCAGUGGGCGCUGUUGAUGGGUAUCAGUGUUGUCGAUCACGAGGAGGAAGAUAUGAUCCAAGAGUUGUUUGCUUCCAAUAAUUCAACAGCAAGUUUGAUGACACUAACAGAUAAACUUAAACGAUAUACAGAAGUCAUAAAUGCCAAAAACAAUUACCUAAACAAUUGCGAUGAUUGUGAUAAUCAUUGUUUUGGAGCCAACUUUCUCGCGCUGGCUAUUCAUCGCAAAUCAUUGAUUCACGAGAACAGAAAUAUCAUAACAAGCGGUUCCAGCAGUAGUGGUGAAGAGGAUAUGAGUCUACAAUCGUCGAGUUGUAACACAUCGGACACCAAUGACUCGGAGCACUCGGAGAAGUACCGGAGCUGGGAAUACAUACUCGAAGAAAACCAUAAAUGUUUGUUCAGUAAAGAGUUGGAAGCACUGAAAGAGGUCGACACCAAUAAGUUUGAUAGCAUAUCAAGUCGUAAAUAUAAGUCUACUUCGGCACCAAUUAUUUCAUUACAACAAUUCAUCACUACUUCCAACAAAAAAUUUGAUUCAAAUGUGCUUUAA
Molecule: messenger RNA, 2280 nt
Organism: Oppia nitens
Lineage: Eukaryota; Metazoa; Arthropoda; Arachnida; Sarcoptiformes; Oppiidae
Exons: 7
Coding region: 1-2280 (759 amino acids)
Biological process (GO): DNA integration
Source: RefSeq, a predicted model, not a curated record